AUGUUGCUGUGGCGAGAUCGACAGGGUCUAGCCUGUAAAGGCCAUCAAGAGUCCGCUUUUAGUGGUCAGUACAUAUGUCUGGGUCUCCCAAAUGGCGAGCAGCUACUGGACAUACUGAAACGGACUGGACAAAGGAAAUGGGAAGAAAUUGAUCCAAGCUGCGGCAUUUAUCGGCAUGAAGCAUUACAUGCGGUUAUGGAUCGAGUAUGCGAACUCUGUCAUGAAAUGUUUUCUCAUGAACAGAACAGCCUUCGCGCGGAAUGCCGGUUUGUUUAUUUUUCUUCUCGAAUUCGAUUCGGGACACCCCGACGCCAUCCACACGCAACUUGA
Molecule: messenger RNA, 330 nt
Organism: Gongylonema pulchrum
Lineage: Eukaryota; Metazoa; Nematoda; Chromadorea; Rhabditida; Gongylonematidae
Source: the annotation of a GenBank genome assembly